Molecule: messenger RNA, 2223 nt
Organism: Solanum verrucosum
Lineage: Eukaryota; Viridiplantae; Streptophyta; Magnoliopsida; Solanales; Solanaceae
Product: transcription factor BIM1-like
Exons: 11
Coding region: 256-1914 (552 amino acids)
Biological process (GO): DNA-templated transcription
Molecular function (GO): protein dimerization activity; DNA-binding transcription factor activity
Source: RefSeq, a predicted model, not a curated record
AAACCUGCAUCAUCCGUGUUUUUUCAAAGAGGAUUGUUAUUAACAAUUUUAUUAGUUUGAGACUGAGACGUACUUAGUUGAAAAAAGGACGGUUUCUGACGUGACUCAAAUUCUCUGUUGGAGGCAGAUCUGCUUGGAACUAGAAGAGGUUUGGGUUUGAAGUUGUUAAAUUACGCAACAACUUUUCGAAAUUCAGUUGAAUCCUGCUGCAUUUUAGUAGCUUUUGUUUAUUCGAAACACAGAAUUCUGAUUUGAAUGGAGUUACCUCAAUCCAGGCCUUUUGGAACCGAAGGGAGGAAGACGACGCAUGAUUUUCUUUCACUAUAUUCACCUAUUGAACAAGAUCCAAGACCUCCACAAGGUGGCCACCUAAAAACUCAUGAUUUCUUUCAACCUCUAGAACAAGCAAGGAAGACAGUUGGGAAAGAAGAAAAUAAAAUUGAGGUAGAGGCUAUAGAAAAGCCGCCUCCAUCAGCAGAACAUAUUCUUCCUGGUGGCAUUGGCACAUAUAGCAUUUCUUAUUCACAGCAAAGAGUUCCAAAGCCAGAAGCAAACACAUUUGCUGUCACACAAACUAGCAGUACAGAUAGAGACGAUAGAAACUCAAACUGCAGUUCUUACUCGGGAAGUGGUUUGGCACUAUGGAAUGAAUCUGCCAUGAAAAAGGGAAAGACUGGGAAGUAUAACCUCGCUGGAGAUAGACAUGUCAUAAGAGAAGCAGGUUUAAACAUUGGAGGAGGGAAACCUACGACAUCAUUAGAACGGCAAUCACAAUUGUCUUCAAAUCAUAAUCAUAACACUGCAACCUUGAGCUCACACUCAUCUCCUCAGCAACCAUCAGCUAUGGAGAAUCAGAGUUUCAUACAUAUGAUAACAUCGGCUAAGAAUGCACAGGAAGAUGACGAUGACGAAGAAGAAGAAUUUGUUGUUAAGAAAGAGUCACCUUCACCAUCCAGAGCUACUUGUAUAGGCAAUUUAUCAGUAAAAGUCGAUGGGAAAAGCAGUGAUCAGAAGCCAAAUACUCCACGCUCGAAGCACUCAGCAACAGAGCAAAGAAGAAGAAGCAAGAUCAAUGACAGAUUUCUGAAGUUGAGAGAGACCAUCCCUCACAGUGACCAGAAGAGAGAUAAAGCAUCAUUCUUGCUGGAGGUUAUUGAAUAUAUUCAAUUCCUACAAGAGAAAGUGCACAAAUAUGAGGGAUCCUAUCAAGGUUUGGAGAAUCAACCUUCAACAUUACCUUGGAAUAAGUGUCACAGUAUGGCUCAAGGUUUCAUUGAUCAUUCUCAAGGCACAAACAGUGCGUCUAGUCAUGCACUUAUUGCUGCAAAGUUUGACGAGAACAAAACUGGAAUCUCUGCUACAGGACCUGUCAAUGAACAGACACUGGAGCCAAACAGAACUUCCAGUGUGAAAGAAAGCAGUUUUUUGUCUGAAUUAACAAACAGGGCCGCAACACUUUGUAUGCAACCAAACACAUUCCCAUUUGAUGAAAAUAUUAGCAUAGCAUCGCUGCAGUCAAUAGUGGCACCUGAUACUGGCUCGUUGGAAUUGAAAUCUCAGCCUCAAUUUCCAUCAAGCAGAUCGAAUAUGACUAAUUAUGCUGUUACAAAUGACAAGCUAAAAGGGCAAGAGGUUUCUACAGAAAGUGGUACAAUCAGUGUCUCCAGUGUCUAUUCUCAAAGGUUGAUGAACACACUGAAACAAGCAUUGCAGAGUUCUGGAGUAGAUUUGUCACAAGCCAACAUGUCAGUGCAAAUUGAUCUCGCGAAAAGAGCCAAUGAUAGAUCAAAUGCUUCAACGUCCAAUUUUAAGGGUGACAACAUUUCCUCAAGAAAUCAACCAACUCCACAAUUCACUGAUACAAACACAAGAGAGGAGUCUAUCCAUGCCUUCAAACGGCUCAAAACAAGUUAAAAGCAAAUUUAACACACAAGUAUUCUUUUGCAAUUGAUUCAACUAAAAAAAUUCCUUUCCCUUCUUUGUUCUGAAGGGAUAUUCAUGUAUACAUCUGGUAUAGAAAAUCUCCCCUAAUCAGAUCAUAAGCUACUGUAAAUGUAAUUCAUUUUCUUUUCCUUUUCGAUUGUUUGGCUGCACAGAAUUCUUCUGACUAAAGUUCGGUAUUUAUUACAUGUAGUGAACUAUCAAGAAAUCAUGUAUCACUAUUGAGGCUUCCAUGCUCAUGUUGAGAAGCCGCUUUUUAAUAUAAGGCUUCCAUUUAUUUCA